UCGGCGUGUGGUCCGUCUUAUGCAGGUUUCUACGGCGGUAGCUGCGCACACCAGCCUGCGCAAAGCAUGCGGCCGCCCUUGCUGCCUGCGCCGCUGCACGUCUAAAGUUAACUGCAUACUAAAGCUGCCUGUCUCUCUCUCUCCACUGUCACCCUGACACAACAAGCUUCCUUUGCUUCUUGCCUUCUUCAUAUAUUACUUGCCAGCGGUCUGCUAUCUUACGCGCAUGUACGAGAAGCGGGCUGAUCAGGUCGCCAUGGCAAGAGCUUUCCACGCCGCGUCACCGGCUACCGUCCCUGACUCGCCGUCGCCGCUCCCGUCAAAGAACGCCGGCGGCGGCCUCGCCAACUUCCAAUGGCUGCUCAGGAAGCGCGCCAACAAGGUGCAGCAGGGCCGGCCCGUCGCCGUCGACCAAGUGGCCGACGACGGCUGUGACGACGACGAGUGCGCCUCCAUGUUCGCCGGCGCCACGCCCUACAUCGGCCCGAUCGCUGGCGCUGGUCCUGUUACUCCAGACGACGCGCCAGCAGGCAGGAAGCGCCGCAGCGAGGCGCUGUCGCGGCUCCGGUCGGCGAUCCUGGCGGUGCUAGCGCGAGCGCGGCGCGGGCGUGGGAGACGGCCGCUGGGGUCCUGCGACACCGUCACGGGCACCAUCUUCGGCCGUCGCCGCGGCCGCGUGCACCUCGCGCUGCAGACUGACCCGCGCGCACCGCCCGCUCUCAUGGUUGAGCUCGCCGCCUACUCCACCGGCGCGCUCGUCAGGGAGAUGGCCUCGGGACUCGUCCGCCUUGCUCUCGAGUGCGAGAAGGAGAAGGCACCCGCACCGCCUCUGCAAACAGGUGACCGUCAUCACCAGAGACGGCCACGGCAGCAGGCGGCGGCACUGGUGGAGGAGGCUACCUGGCGCGCGUAUUGCAACGGCCGCAAGUGCGGCUACGCGGUGCGCCGGGACUGCGGCGCGGACGAGUGGCGGGUGCUGCGUGCCGUGGAGCCCGUCUCAGUUGGCGCCGGCGUGCUCCCCGACGGCAACAACAUGAGCACGGAAGCCACCGCCGCCGCCGGCGAGGGCGACCUCAUGUACAUGAGGGCCAAGUUCGAGCGGGUGGUGGGGUCCAGGGACUCGGAGGCAUUCUACAUGGUAAACCCCGACGGCGGUGGCGGGCCCGAGCUCAGCAUCUACCUUCUCAGGGUCUAGAUGAUAUGCUGUUUGUUUGCAUGCAUGCUUUUGCUUUUUGUUAUGGUGAACAUGGGCUUAUGCGUGUGUUUUCGCUACAUUGUGCAUCCAGGCCAUUUUGAUAGCCUACUUGUGAACUUGUCUCAGUUCUCUACAAACACUGAUCACGUACUAGUCACGUACCCCGUACUAGUUUAGUCUCUCCUCUCUCCCUUUCCAUUUUUCUUCUCACUUUAGUUUAUUCUAGAUUAAUGUAGGUAUUUCCAUAAAUUGUAUGUUGUUGUGUAUU
This is a messenger RNA of Sorghum bicolor (sorghum), 1463 nucleotides long. RefSeq names its product protein MIZU-KUSSEI 1. The record is from RefSeq and is a predicted model, not a curated record. The coding region runs from base 227 to 1195 and encodes 322 amino acids. The transcript is spliced from 2 exons. Lineage: Eukaryota; Viridiplantae; Streptophyta; Magnoliopsida; Poales; Poaceae. Gene Ontology annotation, biological process: hydrotropism.